Molecule: messenger RNA, 1806 nt
Organism: Coniophora puteana RWD-64-598 SS2
Lineage: Eukaryota; Fungi; Basidiomycota; Agaricomycetes; Boletales; Coniophoraceae
Exons: 4
Coding region: 144-1574 (476 amino acids)
Source: RefSeq, a predicted model, not a curated record
GGGGUUUUCGUCCAGGAGGAUUUCGGUGUCGUCGUCGCUCCUGGACCGUCUACCUGAGCUUGAAGGUCAGAAAGAGCCAGCCAUCUCAAGUCUGACUCCUAGAAUUUUAUAGAUAGAUAACUUAGAGUGCUGGUAUUAAUAUGAUGGAGCGCUUUACACCAGCUACCCCAUCUCGCCUGUAUCGAGGCCUCACAGCACCCCCACUAUGCCCGCGCAAGACAUUCGCAUUUACUCCUGGCAUCCGAUUUAGAUGCCUCUCCACCACCCCGGCCGCCCGCUCGGACCACCACGCAUCAAACAAGCUCUUCGCCGACGCCGCGCGCGAAGAGGCCGAGGGCAGCGCCCGUAACACCAAGUCCCCGCGUCUGCAGCUGCUCGAGAACACACACGCGAACUGGGACGGCGACGAGGCGCCACAGGACGCCGUGCUCCGCAUGCUCGUGGACAAGCACAAGCCGCUCCGCAGCGGCACCGUGCGGAGCGCGGACGCGCGCCUGCGCGCUGCGCCGCCGCGCGUCGCUGUGGACGGGGCGCUUCUGGCUGCGCGCGCUGGGUGGGAGGCGAUGGCGGAUGCGCCGCUUAUUCCUGCUGUUGAGGGGCACAGGCCGUGGCACACGACGUUCGUUGCGCCUGCGCAUGCGGAGGCGUCGGUGAAGCUUGGGAUUUUCCCGCCGAGGCAGGCGGCGGCUCGGAGGGUCCGGAAGGGGGCUGAUGAUGGGGUGGACGAGACGACGCAGAAGACGGAGCGGGAGUUGGCGCGGCGGAGGGAGACGGCCGGGAGGCUGGGGCGGGCGAAGGAGAAUACCAUGAAUUAUCGGUUGGGUAUUCGAGGUGAGGGAGGGGCCGGUGGUGGUGGUGAGGGUAGAGGUGCCAACCCUCUGUCGCUGAGAGGAUGGCAGAGUCUUAUUGAAGAUAAAAUAGAGAAAGCUCGUAUAGCGGGUCACUUCAAGAAGAUCAAGGGACGAGGCAAGCCUAUCAAGCGCGAGAUUGCUGAACAUAAUCCGUUUAUUGCACGAGAAGAGUUUAUAAUGAACCGAAUCGUGCAGCGGAAUGGUGCGGCACCUCCAUGGGUAGAUGUUCAGCAAGAGAUGGACGAAGCCAUCAAUACCUUCAGAGAAGGCCUCAAGCAGUCCUGGGCGCGCUACGCCAUCCGAAUGCUCACACUCUCACACCACCCCUCCGUCUCACCGACACCCUCGCACGAAUCCAUCGCCGCCUUCCGCGACGCCGCCUGGGAAGCGCGCGAGCGGGCGUACCACGACGAGUCGAUCGCGCAGCUGAACGCGCUCGUGAGGAAGUACAACGGCGUCGCGCCCUACGUCGUGCGGCGCGCCUACUAUUCGCGCGAGGCGGAGCUGGCAAGGGCGUACGAGGGCGCGGUGCAGGAUAUUCACGCGGGCAUUGAGGAGCGCAGCAGGGCGGCGGCGGGUGCGCUCGAGCGCGGCGUUGGGAUGAGUGGGGAGGUGGCGCUGGCGCCGUUCAAGAUCUGGCCUGCUGUUCGACAAGCGCUCGCUAGACUUGUUCCUUGGAGUUCGCGAUUGCGGCAUGGUGACGGGGAAGCAAUGGGUCGGUGAUGCUGUGCGCUUUGUAUGUUGGCUUUGUGUGUCCACCGGGAGCUACUCGCUCGACGUUAUUCUAUUAUCAGCGUGGACACAUGCCUCGGCGGGACGUUGGCGGAUUUGGCUGUCAUAAAUAUAAUUUCCGUGAACACCGCUCCUCCUUGUUUUUGUUAUGUAGCACCUGCUGGAUCCUGUACGUGUAGAUCACUCCAUACUGUAGCCGUCUAUACACUUUCAUGAAACUUGC